Rhinocladiella mackenziei CBS 650.93 is the source of this 732-nucleotide messenger RNA. RefSeq lists its product as uncharacterized. NCBI's taxonomy places the organism in Eukaryota, Fungi, Ascomycota, Eurotiomycetes, Chaetothyriales, Herpotrichiellaceae. The coding region runs from base 1 to 732 and encodes 243 amino acids. The record is from RefSeq and is a predicted model, not a curated record. The transcript has a single exon.
AUGCAUCACGCCGAUCAAGAUUUGCUCCCUGGGACAUUUCCUGUUAUGCAGCCACCCGCAGAGACGGUUGAGCCCAGUGUUACCUUUCAUCGCAUCAUACCGACCUCUCCAGGGUAUAAGCCUGAGCCAUCGACCCCUUUGGAUGCUUACAUACCUCUAUCUGCCAUUUUGAGCAGUAGUCCAUUGUCGAUGGGGUCGUCUGUGGGGGUUCCAUCGCAGUACGAUGCUGAGGAGAUGCCGUACGGCUCCGUAGAGCAGGCUUUACGGUUUAGUGAGAUCGAGAAACACCGAGCACAUCCGGAUCGGCCAUAUCGACGAGGUUGCAAUCGGAAAAGUCUCCAUGGGACCUCCUCCAAGCCAAAGAGCGGCACGAACAAGUCCAGUAUCAACUGUGACUUAGUAAUCGCACAGAAUGAGUUUGCCUGCAGUUAUCCAGGCUGCAUCGAUAAAAACACCGGAAAGCAGAAACGAUUUAAACGGCAGGAGCAUAAGAAGAGGCAUGAAAAAACUGUACAUGAAAAGGCGAUGCAUUCGGCGUACAAAUGUUGGGUUCCAGAGUGUAAUAGGCCGUUCUCUCGAACGGACAACCUCAAAAGCCAUUUGAGAAAUACUCACUCGAAGCGGCCGGGAGUUCGAGGAAAUCGAUAUGUGGCCACCUUGGACAAAAACAGCGAAUACUAUGAUCCAAACUGGGUGGGCGAGUUGGAUAAGCACGGAUACCCAAUUCUCUGA